AUGGAGGCUAGUGAGAAUGCCACAUGGAUUGUAGCAAAUGAAGAAGGGGGAACAUACAUUAUAAAUGAAAAGGAUGUCGCACAAUUGCCAUCAUCAAAUGUAUCCCUUUUCACAAAAUGUGAGAAGGAAUUCACCAACAAAAUCACCAAGAAUGAGCAACAGAGGGAUGGUUGGAUGGGAGGUGUUGGAAUGCAAAAGUGCAGACAAGAUGAUGAAACAGCUGUCCUUGAAGAUCUUUACAUCCGUAGAUUCAAAGAUCUUGCUGAACCAAUCCUUAUAACUCAACAAGAUCUGAUGCAUGAAUUAAACACACUGUCAUUUAGAACACUUGAUCAUGAAGAUGGGAUCAAUCCAGACGGCUACGGUGGCAAUCUGACUUUUACCUUGGAUCAGUUUUGUGGCGUAGCUCAUACAGAUCAUGAUGUUCAAAAUUCAUGGUCUCAGGGAUUAUUUUUUCCAGCCAACAAAGAAUUAUGA
This is a messenger RNA of Melampsora larici-populina 98AG31, 477 nucleotides long. RefSeq lists its product as uncharacterized. Bases 1 to 477 code for a protein of 158 amino acids. The record is from RefSeq and is a predicted model, not a curated record. The transcript has 3 exons. Lineage: Eukaryota; Fungi; Basidiomycota; Pucciniomycetes; Pucciniales; Melampsoraceae.